UUGAACGGAGGAGUACCAAAAAUAACAUUUCCGUUUCUUUCGUCAAACCAUUCGCUCUUGAGCCUUGAGCCUUGAGCCUUGAGCCCUUGACUCUUGAGUAGUUUCGUCUUGUCUUCCCUUCCCUUCCCUUCCCAUUUCCUCCUCCCCUAAACCCUACUGUCACUCCUUCAAUCUGCACACACAAGAAACCCUCAAGUCCUCAACAAUGGCGGAGCUAAAACUGUCAGAAAGCAAAGACCUAACAAGAAUCGAACGCAUAGGGGCCCACUCCCACAUCCGAGGCUUGGGCCUGGACUCAACCCUAGAACCCCGCCUCACUUCAGAAGGCCUCGUAGGCCAACUUCCGGCACGCAAAGCCGCCGGCGUAAUCCUUCAAAUGAUCAAAGACGGCAAAAUCGCGGGCCGGGGAGUCCUCAUAGCGGGACAACCCGGCACCGGAAAGACCGCAAUUGCAAUGGGCCUUGCCAAAUCACUGGGCCACGAAACCCCAUUUGCCAUGCUCUCCGGCUCGGAAAUUUUCUCCCUUGAGAUGUCGAAGACGGAAGCCCUGAUGCAGGCCUUUCGCCGCGCUAUUGGGGUCCGGAUUAAGGAGGAGGCUGAGGUGAUUGAAGGUGAGGUUGUGGAAGUACAAGUGGACCGCCCUGCGGUUGCUGGGGCGGCGUCAAAGACGGGGAAAUUGACUUUGAAGACGACGGAUAUGGAGACGGUGUAUGAUUUGGGGACCAAGAUGAUUGAGGCGCUUAGUAAGGAGAAGGUUCAAAGUGGGGAUGUGAUUGCUAUUGACAAGGCUUCUGGGAAGAUUACUAAGCUUGGGAGGUCAUUUUCUAGGUCGAGGGAUUACGAUGCUGUCGGACCGCAUACAAAGUUUGUGCAGUGUCCUGAUGGGGAGUUGCAGAAGAGGAAGGAGGUUGUGCAUUGUGUUACUCUUCAUGAGAUUGAUGUUAUUAAUAGCAGAACCCAGGGAUUCCUAGCACUCUUUACUGGAGAUACUGGUGAAAUACGUGCUGAAGUGAGGGAACAAAUUGACACCAAGGUAGCUGAGUGGAGGGAAGAAGGGAAAGCCGAGAUCGUGCCAGGGGUACUGUUCAUUGACGAGGUACACAUGUUGGAUAUUGAGUGCUUCUCUUUCUUAAACCGUGCCUUGGAGAACGAGAUGUCACCGAUAUUAGUAGUUGCAACCAACAGAGGGCAUACAAGGAUCAGAGGGACCAAUUACAAAUCUCCACAUGGCAUUCCCAUUGAUUUGCUUGAUAGGCUGCUUAUUAUUGCUACCCAACCUUACUCAGAGGAGGAUAUUCGCAAGAUCUUGGAGAUAAGAUGCCAAGAAGAGGAUGUAGAAAUGACUGAAGAUGCAAAAGUUCUGUUGACAAAGAUUGCAGUUGAAACAUCGCUCAGAUAUUCCAUCAACCUGAUAAAUUCCUCUGCGUUGGCUUGUCUAAAACGGAAGGCAAAGUCUGUUGAGAUGGAGGAUGUGAGCAGGGUUUAUCAACUAUUUCUGGAUGUCAAGAGGUCAACACAGUACUUAAUGGAGUAUCAAAACCAAUACAUGUUCAACGAUGUCUCUGGAGGAGACCUCAAUGAAGAUGACAAUACUGCCAUGCUCUCUUAGAUAUAAUAAAUACCAAGUAUGUAUUAUUAUUUAUUAUUAAACUUGUAGGUUAUUUUGGAUUUUAUCAUCCUCACUAAUUAAUUAAAAUGUGUAUUUCUUGUCUUUUUUUCCUUGGAAUAUUUCUUUGUUGCUGAAGGCAGAGGUAGAAAGCCAGAACAAUUUGAAGCAGUUGAUGUAUUAACCCAGAAAUUUACCGGCAUCAGGUUAUCUACAAGGGUUUUGGUCUU
Messenger RNA from Spinacia oleracea (spinach), 1836 nucleotides. RefSeq lists its product as uncharacterized. Gene Ontology annotation, molecular function: ATP hydrolysis activity; ATP-dependent activity, acting on DNA; ATP binding. Bases 206 to 1609 code for a protein of 467 amino acids. The transcript has 2 exons. The record is from RefSeq and is a predicted model, not a curated record. Lineage: Eukaryota; Viridiplantae; Streptophyta; Magnoliopsida; Caryophyllales; Amaranthaceae.